Setaria italica (foxtail millet) is the source of this 2121-nucleotide messenger RNA. RefSeq names its product increased DNA methylation 1. The record is from RefSeq and is a predicted model, not a curated record. The transcript has 2 exons. Gene Ontology annotation, biological process: negative regulation of DNA-templated transcription. Gene Ontology annotation, molecular function: acyltransferase activity, transferring groups other than amino-acyl groups; transcription corepressor activity. The coding region runs from base 1 to 2121 and encodes 706 amino acids. Lineage: Eukaryota; Viridiplantae; Streptophyta; Magnoliopsida; Poales; Poaceae.
AUGACGACGGCGGCGGCGUGGCAGCCGGUGGCGCUGGACGCCGAGUUCUCGCCGGAGGUGGCCGCGCUGCUCAUCUCGGAGCGCGGGCGCCGGCAGCUCUCGUCCCGCCUACGCAGCAGAAACGAGGCCCUCAGGACCAAGGUCAGGAAGCACCUGGUGGCGCUCGGGUGGACGAUCGUGUCCAGGCGCAACGCCGCCAUGGCGCCCAGGCUCCGCUACGAAUCCCACGACGGCAAGACCUACUGCUCCCUCCCGGACCUCAUCGUCGCCGCGGGGGCCACCCGGUCCCUUCUUGAUGACCAGCAUCCUCCACCUCCACCACCAGAAACCAACAAGAUUUAUAACGACGACGACGACGAUCCGGCGCCAACGCCAACGCAGCAGGAGGACGCCAACGCCAUUGCCGAGUACGUGGCCCUCAUGGCGUCCAAUCACCGGGCCAUGGGCCCCACGGCGGACCGGCUGCGCGCUAGCGCCAAGAGGCAGCUCCAGGCGUCCGGGUGGAGCUUCUGGAUGAAGCUCAAGAGCGACGGCCGGGAGGAGCUGCGCUACAAGGCGCCCACCGGCCGCUCCUACCCCUCCCUCCACACCGCCUGCCAGGCCUUCACCUCCACUCCAUCGGAAUCCACCACCGCCCCAACCACCGGCAACAGGAAGAAGAGGAAAAUAUCCGAGCUACUACGAAUCAGUUCUGGUUGUGGCAGCGGCGGCGGCGGCCCCAGGAAGAAGAAGAAAGCCGCCGGAUCGUCGCGCGUGCUGCGGCCCAGCUGCGAGGCGGCGGCGGCGACGUGCCCGCGCCGCGCGAGGACGCUGCUGUCGGUGCUGAUCGACGAGGGCAUCCUGGUGCCGAGGGACAAGGUGACGUACAGUGCGGCGGCGGCAACAAGCAGCAAGGUCGGGCUGAUCACCGGCGACGGGGUGAUCCGAUGCACGUGCUGCGGCAAGGCCUUCACGGUCGCGGAGUUCGAGGCGCACGCCACGCGGGGGAGGCGCACGGCCGGCCGCCCCUGGGCGCGGCUGUUCCUCAAGGACGGCAGGUCGCUGUCGCAGUGCCUCGUGGAGCUCAUGAGGCGCGACGACGACAGGAAUAACAAAGGCAUGCGACGAGUGGUGAGGCUCAAGGAGGCAUGCCUGGACCCCGGCGGCGACUCGGUGUGCUCCAUCUGCAACGACGGCGGCGAGCUGCUGCUCUGCGACCACUGCCCGUCGGCGUUCCAUCACGACUGCCUCGGCCUGCCGGCGGCUUCUGCUUCUCCAGACGAAGAAGAAGAGUGGUUCUGCCCGUGCUGCAGGUGCGCCGCCUGCGGUGGCAGCGACUUCGACCCUGCUGAUCCUGACGACACGACCCGGCGGCCAUUGACGGACAAGACCAUCAUCUACUGCGAGCAAUGCGAGCAUGAGUACCAUGUCGGCUGCGUGGAAGGGGGCCUCCAACUGCAGCAAGGGCCGUGGCUCUGCAGCCCCGGGUGCGAGAGGGUUUUCCGGCAUCUGCAGGGCCUCGCGGGCACCUCGAUCCCGACCUCAGCUGAGGGCGUGUCGCUGGCCAUCCUGCGACGACGAUCCGACGACCAACAAGGCGUAUCCUCAGAGGAAGCCAUGGCCAUGGAGCACGGGAAGCUUCGCGCGGCGUUGGACGUGCUCCACGAAUGCUUCGUGCCCCUGGUGGAGCCCCGCACGCAGAGCGACCUCAGCGCCGACGUGGUCUUCAACCGGGAGUCGGAGCUGCGGCGCCUGCAGUUCCGGGGAUACUACGUGGUGGGCCUGGAGAAGGGCGGCGAGCUCGUGACCGUGGCCACGCUCCGGGUGUACGGGAACAAGGUGGCGGAGCUGCCGCUGGUGGGGACUCGCUUCGCGCACCGCCGCCAGGGGAUGCUCCGGCUGCUCAUGACGGAGCUGGAGAAGAUGCUGGCCCGAGACCUGGGCGUCCACAGGCUGGUGCUGCCUGCGGUGCCUGAGCUCCUGAGGAUGUGGACGGGAUCCAUGGGCUUCAGGGCCAUGACGCACUCCGACAAGCUGGAGGUCGCCGACCACACCAUCCUCUGCUUCCAGGGAACCACCAUGUGCCAAAAGUCCCUCCUUGCUGCUGCUGCUGCUUCUUCUUCCGGAUACUUGUGUACAUGA